AUGUGCAAGCCUCAACUUGACACAGGUUCAAAUGAUAUUCAAUUAGUCGAUUAUUUAACAAAAUCAAAUUCGAAUAUACUCAUAGAUUUAUGCGAUGGCUCGACAAUCGAAUCGAAACCUAAAAAAAAUAUAGAAAAACCGCUAACAGAAAUCAAUAGAAUAGAUAAUGACAAAAUUGAAAAAGUCAAAAAUGAUGGUAAUGAUGUUAAAAUUGCACCAUUGUUUUUAUUCAAAGAAAAAAGAGCUUUAGAUUUAGCUGCUAAAAAAGCUUCACAUAAUUUCCUUCACAGUAAAACGAAUAAUAAUAAUAAUAAUAGUGCUAAAAAAUUUAAUUCGAAUAAAAUAAAUUUACCGAUAAAUUAUUUCAUUCCAACUUGUCACAUUCAACAAAGGGAUGAUAGUAUUUAUUGGUCUGUUAGGAAAAUUGAUAUAAAUUUUAAAGAAAAUUUUAGUCAUGAUUAUUAUUAUUAUUAUCAAUUUAAUUGUGAUAAAAAAUUUCAUAUUAAUUUUAUUAAAGAAAAUUUAGAGAAUGUUGUCGAAAGUAAUUACGACAGUUCUUAUUCUUCUUCUUCUUCUGCUUCUUUUGGUGGAAAAAAAAAAUAUGAUGAAAUAAAAGCAAAAUAUCAACAUUUAAAUAUUGAGAAAGUUAUUGAUGGUUUAAAAUUAAAAAGUGAUAAAUAUUUAAAGCUUGAAAAAGAUUUAACGAUAGCAAACGGUUUAAAAACAUUGGAUGGCAGUUUUGAAUCGCUCAAUUUACAAUUUAUUGAUAAAUACAAGCCAUCAAGCUGUGAAAUAUUAGAAAAUGAAAAUGUUGUUAAAAAAUUAAAAAAUUGGUUGAAAUCAUGGAAAGAUUUCGAUGAAGAAUUAAAAUCUUUGGUUAAAUCAAAUAAUAAAAAUAAAUGUAGUGAAAGUGAUAGUGAUUAUGACGAUUUUGACGACGACGACGACGAUGAUUUUUUUAUUGGAUCUGAAAAAUUAAAACCUCCUCAUAACGUGUGCCUGCUAUCCGGACCUAACGGUUGUGGAAAAACUGCACUCGUGACUGCGCUAGCAGAAGAAUUAGAAUUUAACAUAAUAGAAGUUAAUGCUUCAUCUAAACGCACAGGUAAAAAAGUUUUAACGGAUUUUCAAGAGGCAACACAAUCACACAAAGUUCAACAACAGUUGUCGCAACAACCUCCCGGAAAAAUGAAUUCGAACAAAAAUGUUAAAAAGGUUAAAAAGAGGGAACAAAACGGAAAUGAAAUAUUAAAGGAUUUAAAAAUAAACGAGAGUAAAAUAUCACUUUUACUAAUCGAAGAUGCCGACAUUGUUUUCGAAGAAUACGACGAAGGUUUUUACUCGGCCGUUUCAUCCCUUGUUCAAACUUCUAAAAGACCCUUCAUUUUCGUUACGAACGAUCCGACAUGUUCUCAUCUGGAUAAUUUUCGAACACAACAAUGUUUGGUUCUCGAAAUGAACCGGCCAUCUUUUCACAAAUCUUGUGCUUACAUGGAUGUCGUCUCUCACUUGGAAGGAAUUCAAAUCGAUAAAAACAUUCUGGAAUAUUUAAUUAAUUACAACGAUUUCGAUAUGAGGAAAACAUUACUGGAUCUGGAAUUUUGGAAUAAUUCGAACGACAAACAUUUAUUAUUACGACUCAAUCACGAAUCGGAUUUGGAACAGUUUUGGUGGAACUUAUCCCGGUAUUUAAGUACAAAUGAUGAUAAAAAUCCCUGUCGGCCAUCUUAUUUGAAACGGAAAAGAGGGAAGAGUGAAAAAUCGAAAGAUUCCGAUGAAUGCGAUGAAAGUGUUAGGAAAAAAUCUAAAAUGAGUUUGGAAAACGGUUUGGAAAAUUUCAUAUCAAAUCAAACGUCGAAAGAAUGUUUAAAUGUCAGGAUUUGGGAAUUACUAGACGUGGCAUCAACUUUAGAUUUGAUGGAUUCGACGUGGGAAGAGAAAAAUUUAUUAGGAACGAAUUACAGGCCGAAAGAUAGUUUAUCGCUCGAAGAAAAAACGGAGGAAAAUUUUUCAAGUCGUCAAAGGCAAACGAGAAAAGACAUAAAUUAUUAUUUUUUAAAAUUAUCAUCGGAAAUCAUGUCGAACGUGUCGAAAUGUAAUUUAAAUGACGGAAGAGAAAAUGAUGGGGAAUUUUUUUUCCCCGUUUGGGAAGACGUAAGAUUUCGGAAAAAUCAAGAAGAAACGGAAAAAAACGUUUUAGAUUUGAUACCUGCGAUGGAAAGGCACGAUAGGAAAAUCGUUCAUUUGGAUUAUUUUCCAAUAAUAAGAAACAUAUUGAGGAUGGAAAAAAAUCGUCGGACACACAAUUCGAAAAGGAAAAAUAGAUUUUAUCAUUAUUUUAAAAAUUCCGAUAUGAUUGAUUUGUCGAAAAGAGACAUUGAUAAUACGUGUGCGGUUUUCAAAUAA
Molecule: messenger RNA, 2406 nt
Organism: Pediculus humanus corporis (human body louse)
Lineage: Eukaryota; Metazoa; Arthropoda; Insecta; Psocodea; Pediculidae
Product: DNA double-strand break repair Rad50 ATPase, putative
Exons: 4
Coding region: 1-2406 (801 amino acids)
Cellular component (GO): nucleus
Molecular function (GO): ATP binding; DNA binding; DNA clamp unloader activity
Source: RefSeq, a predicted model, not a curated record